CGCCCGGCGCUGAGAUUCGUGCCACCUGCCUCGAACACCACGGAGGCGAGAGGAACCCAGAGAGCUCGGCCUCUCGUCCCGUUCUCGAAAAGCAGCCAGCCUAUCGUGACGGAGCCGGGAGAAGGCUAGCGUUUCAAUUCUGUGCAGGACUGGGAUUCUUCUUCUCAAAAUUUGGGGGAGCCGGAGUAGAGGUCAGAGGGACAGGCAAGGAUCUCAAAAAGGGACCGAGGGUUGUGAACAUGGUUACCCCCUCCUAUCAUUGGAAAAUCUCCUUGACAUUUUUCACACUUUGAAGCAGCUGCAGCUGGUGUCGUCGGAAAAGGGGGUGGGAAAAAAGAGAGGGGGCGGGGAGAGCGGUGAGACAGCCAAGAGCCAUGAGCGGCGCCUCCUCGCCUGCCAAUCCUGGCACCUGUGCGCCGAGCCACUGCACCGAGGAGGACCCUACUCCGGGUGAACACCGGGCUUGAAGCCACGGACACCCAGCCCCUGUGCAGCGGGUUCUCGCCGGCGGGACCUGCAGCCGCCCACUCGGGCCACCGCCACCGCCUCCUGCAGUUGCGGAGCGCUCAGCCCCUCCGAGACGCCCGCUGUGCCCUGGCCCCUGGGGAUCCUCGCCCUCCACAGGCGCGGCAACGGGCAGGGGUUGUUACGGAGUUGGGUGCAGGAUUCGCCUUUCCUGCUCGUCUCUUCUCCGCCCAGGAUUUAUUGUCUGUGGAGCCUUCUGGGGGCGGGGAGGGAGCUGCGCCUCCGCCACCGCCGCCGCCGCUGCUGCUGCGGUCGCUAGCGCGGCGCGCUGGGCAGGCUGAGGCUGGGCAGUGGACGCGCUCCUGCCUCCCCCGCCGGCGCUUCGGGCUUCCCCUCGGCCGCUUCCCGCGGGAACCUCUCCAGCCGUCCACCUGAAGGGCACUGGCAUCAUGGUCUAACGUGGCACCUUCCUGGAUUCCCCUCUAUCUCCUGUUCUUCCUACCUUCUACUCCUUCCCUCCUCUUCUCCUCCUCCGAGGACCCUGGCGCCCACUCCACUACGGACCCCUGAACACUUAAGGAAUAACCCUUGGCAGCUGCACGACUACGCUCUCCGAAACCUCAUGGGCAGUUUCUCCCGCCGGCGAUGAUGGAGAACCUAAUAAGGGGAAGGAAUCCCCCGCAAUACCAGAGAAGUCCUUGUAAAGAGGUUCGUGCAGCACUUCGGAAGAGGCCUGAAGAGGAGUUGCAGUGCCUGGAGAUGACCACCAAACGGAAAAUCAUCGGCCGUCUGGUGCCAUGCCGAUGUUUCCGAGGUGAAGAAGAAAUCAUCUCAGUUUUAGAUUACUCCCACUGCAGUCUUCAGCAGGUGCCAAAGGAGGUCUUUAACUUCGAACGAACAUUAGAGGAGCUUUAUCUAGAUGCCAAUCAAAUUGAAGAACUACCCAAGCAAUUGUUCAACUGUCAAGCUCUACGAAAACUAAGUAUUCCUGAUAAUGACCUUUCAAAUCUGCCAACCACUAUUGCUAGUUUAGUUAAUCUUAAAGAACUCGACAUCAGUAAAAAUGGUGUACAAGAAUUUCCAGAAAACAUAAAGUGCUGUAAGUGUUUAACAAUUAUUGAAGCCAGUGUCAAUCCCAUUUCUAAACUCCCUGAUGGCUUCACACAGCUCCUAAAUCUGACCCAGCUCUACCUGAAUGACGCCUUUCUUGAAUUUCUUCCAGCCAAUUUUGGAAGACUUGUCAAAUUGCGGAUCUUGGAGUUAAGAGAAAAUCACUUGAAAACUCUACCAAAGUCAAUGCACAAACUGGCCCAGUUGGAAAGACUUGACCUAGGCAAUAAUGAAUUCGGUGAGCUGCCUGAAGUUCUGGAUCAAAUACAAAAUUUGAGGGAGUUAUGGAUGGAUAAUAAUGCAUUACAAGUGUUACCUGGGUCUAUAGGGAAGUUAAAGAUGUUGGUAUACCUGGAUAUGUCAAAAAACAGAAUAGAAACAGUUGACAUGGACAUUUCUGGAUGUGAAGCCCUUGAGGACCUCUUAUUGUCAUCCAAUAUGUUGCAACAAUUGCCUGAUUCUAUAGGACUUUUGAAAAAACUAACAACUCUAAAAGUAGAUGACAAUCAACUUACAAUGCUACCCAAUACAAUUGGAAAUUUAUCUUUAUUAGAAGAAUUUGACUGUAGCUGUAAUGAACUGGAGUCACUACCUUCUACUAUUGGCUACCUUCAUAGUCUUCGGACAUUAGCAGUUGAUGAGAAUUUCCUUCCAGAAUUACCCAGAGAAAUUGGAAGUUGUAAGAAUGUAACAGUCAUGUCUCUACGCUCCAAUAAAUUAGAAUUUCUUCCUGAGGAGAUUGGACAGAUGCAGAAACUAAGAGUCCUAAAUUUGAGUGACAACAGAUUGAAGAAUUUACCAUUCUCAUUUACCAAACUUAAAGAGCUUGCAGCUUUGUGGCUUUCUGACAAUCAGUCCAAAGCCCUUAUCCCUUUACAAACAGAAGCCCAUCCAGAAACAAAGCAAAGAGUAUUGACUAACUACAUGUUUCCCCAGCAGCCUCGUGGUGAUGAAGAUUUCCAGUCAGACAGUGACAGCUUUAACCCUACACUGUGGGAAGAGCAGAGACAACAACGCAUGACUGUUGCCUUUGAAUUUGAAGACAAAAAAGAAGAUGACGAAAAUGCCGGGAAAGUUAAGGAUCUCUCCUGCCAAGCCCCCUGGGAAAGGGGCCAGCGUGGGAUUACUCUCCAACCUGCCAGACUGUCUGGCGAUUGCUGCACACCAUGGGCCAGGUGUGAUCAGCAGAUCCAAGAUAUGCCCGUCCCCCAGAAUGACCCACAGCUGGCAUGGGGUUGUAUAAGUGGCCUCCAGCAGGAAAGGAGCAUGUGUACUCCAUUGCCAGUUGCAGCACAAUCCACCACUCUUCCCUCUCUAAGUGGCAGACAGGUUGAAAUAAACCUAAAACGAUAUCCAACUCCUUACCCAGAGGAUUUAAAGAAUAUGGUAAAAUCUGUUCAAAAUUUGGUGGGUAAGCCAAGCCAUGGAGUGCGUGUUGAGAAUUCAAAUCCAACUGCUAACACGGAGCAAACUGUGAAAGAAAAAUAUGAACACAAGUGGCCGGUAGCCCCAAAGGAGAUUACAGUGGAGGAUUCUUUUGUUCAUCCAGCUAAUGAAAUGAGGAUUGGGGAACUUCACCCUUCAUUAGCUGAGACCCCUCUGUACCCACCCAAACUUGUUCUGCUAGGGAAGGACAAAAAAGAAUCAACUGAUGAGUCUGAAGUUGACAAAACUCACUGUCUGAAUAACAGUGUUUCCUCAGGCACUUACUCAGACUACUCGCCUUCCCAGGCUUCCUCAGGAUCCUCUAAUACCCGGGUUAAAGUGGGGUCCUUGCAGACAACAGCUAAAGAUGCAGUACAUAAUUCUUUGUGGGGUAACAGGAUUGCACCAUCUUUCCCACAGCCUCUUGAUUCAAAGCCAUUACUCAGCCAGCGGGAGGCUGUUCCCCCAGGCAAUAUACCACAGCGUCCUGACCGGCUGCCCAUGAGUGAUACUUUCACUGACAACUGGACUGAUGGCUCGCAUUAUGACAACACAGGGUUUGUUGCUGAGGAAACCACAGCUGAGAAUGCCAACAGUAAUCCUCUCUUGAGUUCGAAAUCUAGAAGCACAUCUUCGCAUGGACGCAGGCCCUUGAUCAGGCAAGACAGGAUUGUUGGUGUUCCCCUGGAACUCGAGCAGUCUACACACAGACACACACCAGAAACAGAAGUGCCUCCUUCCAAUCCUUGGCAGAAUUGGACCAGAACCCCUAGUCCGUUUGAAGACAGGACUGCUUUUCCUUCCAAAUUAGAGACCACCCCUACUACCAGCCCAUUGCCUGAAAGGAAAGAACAUAUAAAGGAAUCUACUGAAAUACCUAGUCCUUUUUCUCCAGGUGUACCAUGGGAGUAUCAUGAUUCCAAUCCCAACAGGAGUCUUAGUAAUGUCUUCUCUCAAAUCCACUGCCGCCCGGAAUCUUCUAAAGGUGUUAUUUCAAUUAGCAAAAGCACAGAGAGGCUUUCCCCCCUAAUGAAAGAUAUCAAGUCUAAUAAAUUCAAAAAGUCACAGAGUAUCGAUGAGAUUGACAUUGGUACAUAUAAGGUGUAUAACAUACCAUUAGAAAACUAUGCUUCUGGGAGUGAUCACUUAGGAAGCCACGAACGACCAGAUAAGAUGCUGGGACCAGAGCAUGGUAUGUCCAGUAUGUCUCGAAGCCAGUCAGUCCCGAUGCUGGAUGACGAGAUGCUCACCUACGGAAGUAGUAAAGGGCCACAACAACAAAAAGCUUCUAUGACAAAAAAAGUCUAUCAGUUUGACCAAAGCUUCAAUCCUCAAGGAUCAGUGGAAGUGAAAGCCGAAAAGAGGAUACCACCCCCUUUUCAACACAAUCCCGAGUACGUGCAACAGGCCAGCAAAAACAUCGCCAAGGAUUUGAUUAGUCCUAGAGCUUACAGAGGAUACCCACCCAUGGAGCAAAUGUUUUCAUUUUCUCAGCCAUCUGUGAAUGAGGAUGCUGUGGUAAAUGCCCAGUUCGCAAGCCAAGGGGCCAGGGCGGGCUUCCUGAGAAGGGCCGACUCCCUGGUGAGCGCCACAGAAAUGGCCAUGUUUAGAAGGGUCAAUGAGCCUCAUGAGCUGCCCCCAACUGAUAGGUACGGCAGACCCGCAUAUAGGGGAGGGCUGGAUCGCCAAAGCAGCGUUACAGUGACUGAGUCCCAGUUCCUGAAAAGGAAUGGCAGGUAUGAAGAUGAACACCCUUCAUAUCAAGAAGUGAAAGCUCAGGCGGGAAGUUUUCCAGUUAAAAACCUUACCCAAAGGAGGCCAUUGUCUGCGAGAAGCUACAGUACAGAGAGUUACGGUGCCUCCCAAACCAGGCCAGUUUCAGCUAGGCCUACUAUGGCAGCUCUUUUGGAAAAAAUACCAUCUGACUAUAACUUGGGUAACUAUGGUGACAAGCCAUCAGAUAACAGUGAUUUAAAGACGAGGCCUACUCCUGUGAAGGGAGAGGAGAGCUGUGGUAAAAUGCCUGCAGACUGGAGACAACAGCUGCUUAGACAUAUAGAAGCUAGACGGUUAGACAGGAAUGCUGCUUACAAACACAAUACAGUUAACCUUGGCAUGCUGCCCUAUGGAGGUAUUUCAGCAAUGCAUGCAGGCAGAAGCAUGACUUUAAACUUGCAGACUAAGUCUAAAUUUGAUCAUCAAGAACUACCUCUUCAGAAAACCCCGUCCCAGCAAAGCAACAUUUUAGACAAUGGACAAGAAGAUGUAUCUCCUAGUGGCCAAUGGAAUCCUUAUCCACUUGGGAGGCGGGAUGUACCUCCGGACACCAUUACUAAAAAGGCAGGCAGCCACAUCCAGACAUUGAUGGGGUCCCAAAGCCUUCAGCAUCGCAGCCGGGAGCAGCAGCCAUAUGAAGGAAAUAUAAACAAAGUGACCAUCCAGCAAUUUCAGUCACCAUUGCCUAUUCAGAUCCCCUCUUCACAGGCCACCCGGGGACCUCAGCCUGGACGGUGCUUAAUUCAAACUAAAGGGCAAAGGAGUAUAGAUGGAUAUCCAGAGCAGUUUUGUGUGAGAAUAGAAAAGAAUCCUGGCCUUGGAUUUAGUAUCAGUGGUGGAAUUAGUGGACAAGGAAAUCCAUUCAAACCUUCUGACAAGGGUAUCUUUGUUACUAGGGUUCAGCCUGAUGGGCCAGCAUCAAACCUACUGCAGCCUGGUGAUAAGAUCCUUCAGGCAAAUGGACACAGUUUUGUACAUAUGGAACAUGAAAAAGCUGUAUUACUACUGAAGAGUUUCCAGAACACAGUAGACCUAGUUAUUCAACCUCUUACAAUGAAACAUGGCAAUAAACAAAAUCUCAUUUACUGUUGGAAAGAUCUGGGAGCAAUGUUAGAAGAAAAGUUAACAAAAAGGUAAAAGGAUUUUAGAGCCAAUAUAACUACUAAUAAUGAAAAUACCUGUGAGAAAAUCAUUCCCAACUAGAUGACUACCUAUUACAAAUAAAUACUUUUCUCUAACCUAUUUCUUUGUGUUCAGAAGUCAAGCCUAAUAUGUGAAGUCAUAUUUUCUACAGUACAAUCUAUAUUCUUUUUCUAUAUCUACAUUCUCUGUACUUUUCUCCAGUUAUUGUCUGCAUUAAGUUGUGUUGAAUAACCCACUCAGCUGGUUUUAUACUAUUUACUUUCAGAAAAUAAACAAUGUG
Pongo pygmaeus (Bornean orangutan) is the source of this 6199-nucleotide messenger RNA. RefSeq names its product leucine rich repeat containing 7 (gene LRRC7). NCBI's taxonomy places the organism in Eukaryota, Metazoa, Chordata, Mammalia, Primates, Hominidae. The coding region runs from base 1111 to 5913 and encodes 1600 amino acids. Gene Ontology annotation, cellular component: postsynaptic density; adherens junction; postsynaptic membrane. Gene Ontology annotation, molecular function: protein kinase binding. The record is from RefSeq and is a predicted model, not a curated record. The transcript has 28 exons. Gene Ontology annotation, biological process: cell-cell adhesion; embryo development; receptor clustering.